CAUCGCGUUCGAUGUUGUAGCAUGUUGGAUUAUUAACCUAUUUUGGAAUUUGACUUUUUGUUGAUUAGGCCUACAGUAAUUUGCACACGUUGUGGGCUUGUGUUUUUUCCGACGAUGGGAGACAAAGGAUUUCCACCGCUUCGUCCGAUCUUCUGCUUUGCUUCCUUUAUUGUAACGCUGCACCUCGUUAAUGGAGACCUGAGUUAUUCUAUUCCAGAAGAAAUGAAACGCGAGUCUGUUAUUGGAAAUAUAGCUAAAGAUCUCGGUCUUGAUCUGAGGACAUUAUCUUCUCGAAAGGCCCGUAUUGACUUUGAGGGUGCUCGUAAGCGGUACUGUGAUAUUAAUCUGAGUACUGGAGAUUUGAUCACAUCGGAGAGAAUUGACAGAGAAAGCCUUUGUGGCAAGAAACCGUCGUGUGUUGUUGCGGUUGAUCUUGUAUUGGAAAAUCCUCUGGAGCUUUAUCGACUAAGUCUUCAUAUUCAAGAUGUGAACGACAACUCGCCAAAAUUCAAAAAACAAUUGAUUGAAAUGGAAAUAAGCGAAUCAGCCAACAAGGGUAACCGCUUCUCUAUCGAAGGGGCCCAUGACGCAGAUAUAGGUCAAAAUGCUGUUCAAAGAUACCGCCUAGAAAAGAACGACAACUUUAUUCUCGCUGUUGACAGCAACAAAGUUGAACUGGUACUGGAGAAUACACUUGAUCGAGAGAAACAAAAGGAGAUUAAUUUGCUUCUGACAGCUUUAGAUGGUGGCUCUCCUCAGAGAUCAGGUACUGUAGUCAUACACGUCACUGUGCUGGAUGCUAAUGAUAACGCCCCAGUGUUCAGUCAGGCCGUUUACAAAGCCAGUCUGCCUGAAAACUCUCCUCCAGAUACUUUAGUGAUUACUGUUAGUGCUACUGACGCAGAUGAAGGAGUGAAUGGAGAUGUGACAUAUGACUUAAGCCAUGUGUCUGACGACGAUGUAAAUGCAUUUUCUAUUGAUCCUAAAACGGGAGAGAUCAGAGUGACUGGUUUGAUUGACUUUGAAGAAAGCAGUUCUUUUGAAAUGAGCGUGGAAUCCAAAGAUGGUUUGGGACUAACCUCUUAUGCUAAGGUUAUAAUAGAUGUUACUGAUAUGAAUGAUAAUGCUCCAGUUAUAUACCUGAAAUCACUGUCUAAUCCCAUACCU
Messenger RNA from Epinephelus lanceolatus (giant grouper), 1167 nucleotides. The record is from RefSeq and is a predicted model, not a curated record. Lineage: Eukaryota; Metazoa; Chordata; Actinopteri; Perciformes; Serranidae.